Messenger RNA from Lates calcarifer (barramundi perch), 2141 nucleotides. RefSeq names its product leucine-rich repeat-containing protein 74A. NCBI's taxonomy places the organism in Eukaryota, Metazoa, Chordata, Actinopteri, Centropomidae. The transcript is spliced from 13 exons. Gene Ontology annotation, molecular function: calcium ion binding; protein binding. Bases 102 to 2039 code for a protein of 645 amino acids. The record is from RefSeq and is a predicted model, not a curated record.
CACAGAGCAACCAGGAACAAAUGGACAAAUAAACCAAAGAUUGUGUUCUUUUUGUGUCUAGGAAAUGGUUUCAAACAGGUCAUAAACUCUGGCAGACUGCAAUGUCUUCACUAUCUUUCGAAUCUCUCUGUUUAAAAGAUGAUGAUUGUCCAUCCCCAACUCAACCCCAAGGUGAGGAGGAUGAGUUUGACACAGACUUGGAGUCAGAAAAAGAGGAGAGCAACAAAUCAGCUUCUAUAGCUGAAGUGUACCUGCAGGCCUGCAAGCUAGUGGGUGUGGUGCCAGUCUCCUACUUUAUACGAAACCUUGACUCCACAACCAUGAACCUCACCCACCAUGGGCUGGGACCUUUGGGAUGCAAGGCACUUGCUAUUGCUUUGGUGACUGAUAUGCACAUCAACACUCUGGAACUGGCAGACAAUCACGUUCAAGCUGAAGGAGCCAAAUACCUUGUGGAGAUGUUGAGGGCUAAUUUCACCAUUCAGCAUCUGGAUCUGUCCAACAACCAUCUGCAGUCUGCAGGAGCAGAAUACGUGGCUAAAAUGUUGCUGGACAACAUUUCAUUGAAAUCGUUGAAACUUUCAGGAAAUGGAUUCACUGAUGAUGAUGCUAAAUAUUUUGCAGAUUCCCUCUCAAGCAAUUCCAGAAUUAAGGAAUUUGACCUGAGCCAUAAUGAGUUUUGCAGAAAAGGAGGGGAACAUUUGGGACAACUGCUGGCAAAUAAUGAAGGUCUGGAGGUACUGGACCUUAGCUGGAAUCAUCUCAGAAUGAAAGGGGCUGUAGCUUUUUGUGCAGGACUCAAGGUGAAUACAAUGCUAAGACACCUUGACUUAUCAUGGAAUGGUUUUGGGAAUGAGGGCGCCCUGGCCAUGGGAGAGGCCCUAAAAUUCAACAACACUCUGGUGCACCUCAACCUCAGCAACAACCGCCUCACCAACGAGGGUGUCGGCAUGCUGUGCAGAGGUCUUGAGUUCAAUGACACACUCCGAGUCCUACUGCUGGCAUAUAACUCCAUAACAGUAGAGGGAGCAUUGGCCUUGGUUAAUGUGGUGAAGAACACACCUAAAACUGCCUUGGAGGAGAUAAACAUGUGUAAUGUGCUGGUAAAUGAGAACUUUGUGCAUCUGCUGGAGGUGACAUGUCAGGAGCAUCCUGGACUGGAUGUACAGUAUGGUGGGGUGGGAGGCUUCAUCGCUAAGAAGCCACCAAAACGUGUCGAUCCAAUGAAAGUCAUCCAGGAUUAUCUGGAUCAACGCAAGUUGCGCCUGUGGGAUUUCUUUCGGAACAUUGACAAAGAUGGUACCAUGCGAGUCCCUGUCGCUGACUUCAGGAAGGCGGUGCAGCAAUCAAGCAUUCCUUUGGAUCGAUACCAGAUUGAGGAGCUGAUUCAGAGACUUGAUCGUGACAGGACAGGAAUGGUUGACUACAGGGGGUUGGCAGAUACAAGGAAACAGAUGAUGAGAGAUCACCGGCGCCAGCUGAGGAAGGUUGAGUCCCGUCAGAAAAAAGAGAAGCAGAAGAGUGACCGCAUCCUCAAGACCUUCCAGAGCGCUGUGGAGGCGGUCACACCUCGCAGCUCCAUGGUCAUAUCUCCAGGAGCUGCCAAAGAGGACUCGAGUGGCCCGCAGCAGUUUUCUGCCACCCCUCUCAGCUCGUGGCACCACAUCGUCAUGUCCAACAGCAGUCGCUAUUCCGUCACCAACCUGAGCAGCGAGCACGUGCACCUGCCCAUUCUGGGAGGCACCCCGUCGUACCGCGCAACCAGUUCCCUGGCAAUGCGCUCCUUCUCCCAGCCCAACCUGCUGGAUGACUCCCCACGCUCUGCCCCAGGAAAGUCCAUCUCGGCUCAGGGUGUGCGCUCUGAUCCAGAGAUGGGCCACAGCAAGCUAAGCUCCGCUGCUAACCACCUGACCAGGUCCAGGCCUGCUCUCAACGCCAAGCAGCCAGAAGUUAAAGCCAAAACCAAGAAAAUGAAGAAGAAGAAAACUAAGAAACAUGUGGAGAAGGGCUCAAAGAAGCCUACUCACACUAUCAAGUGACAGUCAAACUCUGUGUGAUGCUAUGAAAUGUUAUGAUUGUUUUUGCCUGUCAUCACUGGCUUAUUUAUUACUCACAAUUAUUAAAUAAAGAUAGAUAGAUUU